Rodentolepis nana is the source of this 549-nucleotide messenger RNA. Lineage: Eukaryota; Metazoa; Platyhelminthes; Cestoda; Cyclophyllidea; Hymenolepididae. The record is from the annotation of a GenBank genome assembly.
AUGGAGGCAAAGGCAGCUUAUCAUUCAAAAUUUACAAAUGCUUCAAGGCGUACUGGCAAUAUGGCCAUAUUGCCCCUUCGCACUAAAGUUCGCGGCCCAGCACCUCAAGAUCCUAGUCUGGAGGAGGAUAUCAUCGACGAAGCUCUCACCUACUUUAAACCACUCACUUUCUUCCGAAAUUAUGAGUUCAAAAGCGAGGCUGACCGUGUUCUAGUCUACCUUGUUCUUUACAUACUGGAAUGUUUAAAGAAACUCCAAAGGUGCUCAACUAAGUCCCAGGGUUCAAAAGAGCUCACCUCCCUUUCUCUUGCUCGAUUUGAUCUGCCAGGGGAAGCAGGUUUCCCCCGAGAGUUAAGCAAUUACUAUGCGAAACCCUCAAUGGCUGAAGCCAAUGUCAUGCGUGAAUACAUGACGCAGCUUCGUACAGAACUUGGUCUUAGACUUUUGGAUAAAGUAUAUGAAGAUGAUCGUUCUCAGCCUAGCAAGUGGUGGCUAUGUUUCUCCAAACGUAAAUUCCUCGAUCAAAGCCUUUCUGCCCCAGGAUACUAA